Pneumocystis jirovecii RU7 is the source of this 390-nucleotide messenger RNA. Its product is annotated as ribosomal protein L14. The record is from RefSeq and is a predicted model, not a curated record. Gene Ontology annotation, molecular function: large ribosomal subunit rRNA binding; structural constituent of ribosome. The coding region runs from base 1 to 390 and encodes 129 amino acids. Gene Ontology annotation, cellular component: ribosome; mitochondrial large ribosomal subunit. Gene Ontology annotation, biological process: translation. The transcript is spliced from 4 exons. NCBI's taxonomy places the organism in Eukaryota, Fungi, Ascomycota, Pneumocystomycetes, Pneumocystales, Pneumocystaceae.
AUGAUUAAUUUAAAGACAAUUCUUUCUGUUGUAGAUAAUUCUGGUGCACAGUUAGCAGAAUGUAUUAAUGUUCUAAAAUCAGGAAAAUAUGCAAAAAUAGGUUGUGAUGAAAUUGUUGUUGUUAUUCAAAAAGCACGGUCAUCCGGUUUAUCUGCAGGUUCUCAGAAUAUAAAUAAAGUUCAAAGAGGAGAUAUCAAGCAUGCUUUAGUGGUUCGAACAAAAAAAGAGACACGCAGAAAGGAUGGGAAAUAUAUUCGGUUUGAUGAUAAUGCAUGUAUUUUAAUUAAUAAGAAAGAGCCUAUUGGCACACGUAUUCUUGGAAUUGUUUCUGCAGAAUUAAAGUAUAAAGGAUGGAAUAAAGUCAUUUCCUUAGCACAAAAAGUUGUUUAA